ACCUGGGGCUUCGUGGCGACGCGGGCCGCCCGAGGACAGAUCCAAGGUAUGCCCUAUGGGAACUGUUUACUUCUCAGUGAUGGUCCCGUCAAUAACAGCACUGGAAUCCCUUUCUUUUACGUGACACCAAAGGAUAGCACUGUGACAGAUCUUCUGAAGAAUCCCAUGGCUUCUCUGACCCUCCCAGAGACAGAUGGAAAUUUCUGCAGAAAAAACGUGAUUGAUCCAGAGGAUCCAAGGUGCGCCAGGCUGACUCUCAUGGGACAGAUGGUCACGGUACCUCCAGAGGAAGUAGAAUUUGCCAAGCAAGCAAUGUUUUCCAGGCACCCAGUGGUAAGAAAGUGGCCUCGUAGCUAUGAGUGGUUCUUCAUGAAAAUGAACAUUGAACACAUCUGGCUUCAAAGCUGGUAUGGAGAAGUUUCUCCCAUUGCAGUAGAAGAGUAUUUAAAAGCAGUUCCAAGUAAAGGAUGAUCGAAUGGGAUUUGAGAUAGAAAUCUCCCGAGUUUCCUUUCCAAACACUUUUAAAAUUUCAUGGUAGAUGGUUUAUUUACAGUGAUAUUUUUCCUCUUCUCCCAAAAGGCUUCAAAAUAGCCCUGUCUCACAUGGAGCGGAGUGAAAAUAAAUCAACACAGACUUUCAAAUUAUAAAGGAGAGGUGGAUAUUAGCCCUACCCUGCAAUGUACAGACUUGUCAUUUCAAGCAGGCAGUGCGUCAUCUGAAAUGCUGUUUUUAAAAUGCUUUGUAUCUGUUUGUUUUGACUUCUAUUGCUGUGCACCCACAGGGAAACUACACUAUGUGCUAAAUAUAAUGUUCUGAUUUGCAGAAAAUGCAAAUUGCCUACUCAGAACCCUCUAUGCAUUGUGGAGGUAUUACUGCUGCUGGGUCUCCCUUGAUUUGUAAGUAUUUUAAGAGAAAGUUAAUAGCUGAAAAUUUAGGUAUUUAAGUUUAAAAACAAUUUAUUUGCUAAAGCUGUUCUCAUUUGCUAGUUUCUCUUUUCUAUGUGUGCUUUUCCCUAAUUAGAUAGUUUGAUAUUUCACUUGGAAAUUGAGUAAAACUUCUCUCUUUAGCAGAAAAAAUGCAAUCAGUUCAAACAACACAGCUCCACUAUAACUUGCCUCUGACACAAAGCUGGUUAAACACAUUAAAGGCCAAAAUCAAAUCAGCCCCACAAGGAUUAUCUCAAUACAAGUAAAAACAUUCUUAUAAGAAGAAUUUAAGUAAAUGUUCUCAGCUAGCCUGUUCCUGUUGAGACAGGAAAAGUAUUUUUAAUAGCCUGUAGACCCAAUUUUUUUUGCCUCCAUGCUCCAACCGCUGCUUUAUUUUUAACUGGCUUGUGCAACUGAUUUUUUAUAAGCCGUCACUAACUCACUAAGGGGUGGAGCCUGUCCCUUAACUCUGUUUCCUCGCCAAGAUUUAAAGGGCUUGUUCAUGCAUUUAUUUUCUAAAGAAGCCUAAAGAUGGUAGGUAUUUCAGGUCAUGAAUAACUGCUUUUCCCAGUGUGGAAAGUACAAACUUUGUUGCAAGCACAUUAUGUAUAGGCUUUUCACGUGGUAAUACCAAAAGAGUUCAAAGGUAUUUUAAUCAUUGUCAGUUCUUUCUCUAGAUGUCCUCCUGGUAAACUUAUUCUGCAGUUCUUAGGGUAUCACAGAAAGAAAAUUCCCAUGGCUAAUCAAGUCACCACACAGUUUGAAAAUUAUAUGGCUGCUCUCCCUGUUACAUGAAGGAGACACAUUGAGAUGGAGUUUAUGUGCCUGUGAGGAAGGUCUUCCAGCAUCACUGGGAGUGCACUUGAGCUCUGGACAUCAGCCUGCACCAUGUCUGGGCUGGAGAGGAGCCUGGGUGAGUGCCCUGAGCUUAUACAGGUUAAUCCCUGGGCAGAGCUCAGAGGCAGCUGCAUGAUCUAUGAUCAGCUGGAAGCCAAUUAAGUGUAGCUGAGCUUAUUUUGGCUCAGGCAUGGAAAGAGGGAGUCAUUCCCAGAACAGCUGGGCACCAUGCUGGUUGAACUACAAGGGGCCCCAGGACACCCAACUUAGCCCUAGGGUGAGUCCUGGGCCCCAGGCAUCACUACUAUUCCUGAUAUUCUGUAAGAAAACAAGGCAAAUGAGGUGGGGGGGGGAAACUUUGUUUAGACAUUCACUUAGCUUUUUUAUUCUUGUCUCACUGCCAGAGACUUUGUUAGCUCUGCAGAUCUUUUGUAGAGGUAAUUACACAAAAGGAGGAAGUGUCCUGCCCGAAUCUAUUUCCUUCAGGUUUUUUCCUUGGCAGAUGAGCUGCAUUUUCACAUUUGAGUUUGCCCCUGAAUCUUGCAUUGUGUAAUACUGAAGCAAGAUGGCCCGUCCUAUACAGAUUUACAGAAUCUCAUCAAGUGAAUCCUCCUUGAUUCCUAUAAUUUUGCCAUGGGGGUCUUUAUCCACUAAGGAUUUGAUUAAUGGGACUUUCAAAUCUGAGUUCAACAGGAAGAAUGCUAGUCCUUGUAAGAGAAUUUCACAGAAAUUCCUGUGAAAGUAUAAUUUUGUAUUUCCUUAUACCUGUUUACUACUAUUCCCAGAGAAACCUGAAACCCCCAUUCCAACCCCCACUCCUAAAUACACACAGAUUAAGCAAAUCCAGAGUACAGUCUUAAUGUUUAAACAAGCUGAAAAAGGAAGGAAAAAUUUUAGAAGUGCUACUGUUACUAUACUCUCAAUUUCAUUCAUUUCAUUCACUGGCAACAGUGACAUGGUCCUAUGUCCUAUCCAUUACUUUAUCAACAAGCCUUGAAGCAGUAAGGGAUUGUGUCAAGAAGAUUCAGAAGAGCUUUAAUGGUUUAAGAAGUUUUGAAUUUACAACACCCUGCUUGUUAUAGACUGUCUCCUCGCACACACAGAUUAAUUGGAGUAGCUUCUGUAUUGUAAAA
Cyanistes caeruleus (blue tit) is the source of this 2896-nucleotide messenger RNA. It is a transcript of the gene CREG2, whose product is annotated as cellular repressor of E1A stimulated genes 2. The record is from RefSeq and is a predicted model, not a curated record. NCBI's taxonomy places the organism in Eukaryota, Metazoa, Chordata, Aves, Passeriformes, Paridae.